Molecule: messenger RNA, 276 nt
Organism: Epithele typhae
Lineage: Eukaryota; Fungi; Basidiomycota; Agaricomycetes; Polyporales; Epitheliaceae
Exons: 1
Coding region: 1-276 (91 amino acids)
Source: RefSeq, a predicted model, not a curated record
AUGCUCCCCGAAGAGACACCUCCAAGAUGGCAGCGCGUGCUCCGUGAGCGUGGAAUCGACCUCGCGUGGAUUGACGAGUUCUCCCGUUCACCAAUCGCCGAUCUGUCUCUUGGAAAACGUGUAGGCACGUUCAUGGACCCUACGUUCACUCGCUGGAUGAACCAUAUCCCAUGCAUGAUCAAGGCCAACCUCCCCAUUACGAUUAAUGAGGUACGAAUGAAUCGUUCUUUAUGGGGUGGGCUCAGACUGCGACGCGCGACACACGGAAAAUGCUAG